UUCAAUAAAGUUUAUCUGGCUGGGUACAGACAUGGGAGCUGUUACAGAUGAUGAAGUUAUACGGAAACGUCUUCUUAUUGACGGGGACGGAGCUGGCGAUGACCGCCGCAUCAAUGUGCUGCUAAAGAGUUUCACCAAAUGGUGCCAUUCGCCUGGGACACUGGAUGAAUGCUUUACGCAGUAUCAGCGGAUGUUGGGCACACUGGCCCAGUGCGAGUCCUCCAUGGGGAAGACGUUGAUGGUUUAUGACAUGAAUCUUCGGGAAAUGGAGAAUUAUGAGAAAAUCUACUCUACCAUAGAACAAAACAUCAUGUCAGCGCAUGACAAGAUAGCAGAAUGCAAAAAGGAAAUUCAGAGGGCAAAGAGAAUACGGAAGAAUCGCCAAGAGUAUGACGCUUUAGCCAAGGUUAUCCAGCAACACCCAGACCGGCACGAAACACUAAAACAGUUGGAGGCCCUUGACAAAGAACUCCAGCAACUGUCUCACAUCAAGGAGAAUGUGGAUGCAAAGUUGGAGUUAAGGAAGAAGCAGUUUCAUGUACUACUCAGUACCAUACAGGAACUCCAGCAGACCCUUGAGAAUGAUGAAAAAUCAGACAAUGACGACAACAGUCAGGAGAGUCCUGCAGAGAAUGGUGAAUGAACACAUAGAGGGCCUGACUAGAAUAAGAAGUUAACUGCUCUUAAAUGAUUUUGUUGUUGUUUAAGAAUGAUUUUUGUAUGUAUUAUUGAAUAAAGUUGACUUGUCUUUG
This is a messenger RNA of Toxotes jaculatrix (banded archerfish), 752 nucleotides long. It is a transcript of the gene thoc7, whose product is annotated as THO complex 7. Gene Ontology annotation, biological process: mRNA export from nucleus; mRNA processing. Gene Ontology annotation, cellular component: THO complex part of transcription export complex. Bases 32 to 643 code for a protein of 203 amino acids. Lineage: Eukaryota; Metazoa; Chordata; Actinopteri; Toxotidae. The record is from RefSeq and is a predicted model, not a curated record. The transcript has 8 exons.